UAAGAAUCAAAAGUGAAAGUUUGAGCUGCAGAGGAGCGGUGCGCAGCCAACAUGGCGGACGCGUUCCCCGUGUUAGUGGAGCUGGAAGAAGCGGACACUCAGAGGUUAAAAAACAAGUUGAUAAAGUACUUUCAGAGUAAAAAGUCCCACGGAGGAGACUGUGAGGUGGACUAUGAGAGCGGCUGCAGGAGCGCAGUGGUGCGUUUCCACAGGGAGGAGGACCAGAGACGCGUCCUGCAGAAAGAGUCGCACCAGAUCUCUUUGGAUAAUGGGGUGUUGAAAAUGACUGUUCGCCCCCCCUCACAGGAGAAAACAACACAGGUAAACAAAAACACAUGCAUAAAGUCAACAAUAAACUCUGACGUUUCGGGUUCCAACAAACCUUCAGCUGCUGAUGAACAUAAACCCGCCAAUGAAGUUCAUCCAGAGGCGAAAGGCAACGUCGACGUUGCAGCAGAUGAGGAGCUGACCUCUACCUCGGCUGUUUUAGAGAACAUCCCAGAGUCUGUGAACCAGGAGUUCAUGGAGAUGCUAGUGGAGAAUGUUUUAAAGGAUCUUAGCUCUACAACUGCCUCCAGUUUCACUUUGGAAAUCAUUCCUGACGGCUCAUGUGGCGUUGUGACUUUCCAGAACGGAAAAGAUAACUCUGACUUUAUAGCAAAGUGUCCUCAGAACAGGGUGUUCACAAAGAUGAAGCUAUCCGUCCGACCUCUUGAAGUCUCAGAACAAGUUGUAGUUGAAGGCGUUUUAAAUUGCAGCGAAGACUUAAUUGAGCUCCACUUUGAGAAUGAAGGAGGAGAGGUGAAAGAUGUCAGACUUAAUGAAUCCGAGCAGUCUGCUGUUGUCACAUUUAAGAACCAUCAAGCUGUGAGGAAAGUCCUAAACAAGAAGCAUCAGAUAAAAAAAGAAGAAGUCAAAGUCUAUCCGUUUUAUGAAUCUUUGGGGGUAGCUCUUUACGGCAAAGAUAAGCCAUCACCAAAACUUCCUGCUGCCAUUUCUGAACCCAUUGAUGACGCCAUUUGGAGUUAUCUAACCAGCAACAAAGCUGCAGCAGAGACUGUUCAAAGUGACUUGGCUAAACAUUUCUGCUCUAUAACCUUAAACCAGUCAACUGUGCAACUGCGCCCUGUACCUUCAUUAUUAAGGGAAAAGAAUGCCAAAGCCUUCAUUAAAGAGUGGGAAAAUACUGUAAAGUCAGCCUUUGCACAAGCUGUGUCAAAAUUCAAAGCCCUGAAGUUCUCCCUAGAGUCAGACGUGUGGAAAGAGUCUGAGGAGAAGAUCAAGCAGACUCUUCAGAAAGAAGACGUAGUUGUUGUACCCAACAAAGCCAACGGUGUCUUCUCAGUGGCUGGCCUUGUGACUAACAUCACCAGAUUAGAGAAACCUCUUUCAGAAGUCCUUAACAAGGUUCAACAAAAAGUGCGGAGGGAGAAAUUAAGCAAGACUCAAGAAAUCAAAGUGUCUCCAUCAAUUUUCCACAUUCUUUCCCAAGAUGGUCUUCAGGAUAAACUUGUACAAAUGUGCCCAGAGCUCCAAGUGUCCUACGACAAACAGAAUGGUGUUGUGAAAGUAACUGGCUUUGUGGAUGAGAUUAUUAAUGCGAGCAAUGUGAUACAUGAUGCAAUGGUUGCAUUAAAACGUCAGAAUUUGGAGGUAAAUACAUAUUUGUUUGAUCUGCUCAAAGAUGAGCCACAAGAGGAGCUUACAGACACUCUUCUCACAGCUUAUUCCAUAAAUGCAGCAUUGGAGAUCAGUGCACUUAGGCUGCAGCUCACUGCUGUUUCUGACAGGGAUCUGUUGGAUGCUCAAGACCAUCUGAAGCAGCUGCUUAUCUCCCAAUACAUAGAUGUCGAAGAUGAUAAAGUCCUGACGAUGCCAGAGUGGCAGCACCUGGUCAGUCGGUUAAAAAAUACCAACAGUGAAUCAGGCAGAAAAAUUCAAAUUGACACCACCCCUAAACAAGUCGUGGUGUCCGGUCACAAGGAUGCUGUCACAGAAGUUAGCAGUGAACUAGAUGACUUUUUCACACAGAAUUCUCACAUUGAAGAAAUUGUUGAAGUUGAGGCAAAUCUCAUUGUUGAAUAUCUUCAUAGUCAGACAACCUUGUUGAAGCAGGUGGAUAGCACCGUAGACGUGUCUUACGUAGAGAAUACCAUCGUCCUGAGUGGUCCCAGAGCUGCUGUAACACAGUGGAAGAGCAUUGUGGAAGACCUGGUCGGUUCUGUAUGCUUUGAUCGUUUUGCAGUUUCUAAACCUGGAGUAAAGAAGUCCUUUAAAGAAAAAGAAGACAUGUACGGUCCCCUGAUCAAGAAGGAAACUGGUUGCCUGGUCCAGCUAGUUGAUGAGACUGAAGAUGACUUUGCGUUUGUACAAGUGCUAAAGCCUGUUUACCAAAUUCAGACAACUGAUGGAGUGGAAAUAGCUGUUGCUAAGGCAGAUAUGUGCAGCUACCCUGUGUGUGCAGUUAUCAAUCCCUCUAAUGAGGACUUGAACCAUAAUGGAGGUCUUGCAGCAGCACUUUCAAAGGCUGCUGGCCCCCAGUUGCAGAGUGAAUGUGACAAAAUAAAAAAUGUGAAAGGGAAACUGAAGCCUGGGGAAUGUGUCAUAACUGGCGCUGGGGGGCAGCUUUGCUGCAAAAUGGUCAUCCAUGCUGUUGGGCCAAGGUUUGAACCCACUAAACCACAAAAGGCAGAGGCACAAUUAAAAAAAGUCGUUAAAGAAAGCUUAGAACUUGCUGAAAAGCAUUCAUGUCUUUCUGUGGCUCUUCCUGCCAUCAGCAGCAACUCAGGCUUUCCCCCCAAUUUGUGUGUGUCGACCAUCGUCAAGGCAGUGAAGGAAUACUGCAACGAGAAAUUGGAUGACAACACACUGAAGAAGAUCCAUUUCGUAGACAAUGUCGACCAUGUCGUUCAGAUUAUGGAAGUUCACGUCAAACAGGAGUUUGGAAAUAAGGGUGUUAGUCCUUUGCAACCAGUUCUUCUUCCCAAAGUUAAACUUCCACAAGUGAAGCUACCUGUGCUUCAUCACAACUUGUGCCAUGUGCAAACUAAAGAGGGCUUGGAGAUCGUUCUUAAAAAAGGAAAUAUCGAAGCAGCCAAGACGGAGGUGAUAGUGAACACAGUGUUUGAAGAUCUUGCACUGAAUAGAGGGGCAAUUUCAAAUGCCAUCUUGGGUGCGGCUGGACCUAAGCUUCAGCAACUGGUCACUAACCAAAAAUCCAAUGGAACUCCUGGUGAGAUCAUUGUUACAGAUGGCUGCAGGUUGAAGAGCAAGCAAGUAUUUCAUGUGGUGGCCCCUAGCUGGGAUAAUGGCCAAGGCACAGCUGAACAGACCUUAGGUGGGAUCGUUAAAGAUUGCCUGGAGAAGGCAGAGCAAACUAACUUGUCCUCCAUAUCUUUCCCGGCUAUUGGUACUGGGAACUUGGGUUUUCCAAAAGACCAUGUUGUGACCUUGAUGCUGGAUAAAAUCCAAGACUUUAGCAGUCAGACACAACCCAAGCAUCUAAAGAAAGUUGCAAUAAUUCUUUUUCCCACAGAUGCACAAACUAUUCAGGUAUUUACUAAUGAAUUCAUGAAGAAGUUUCCCAAUGCCUCAGGUAGCACAACAUCUACUAGCUCCCCACAGAGUACAGUGGGGGCCUUCUCUAAAGUCACCUCCAGCUCAGGAAUGCAUGAAACUAAAAUGGGAAAUGUGACAGUGCAAGUAGUAUCCGGAGACAUAACCAAGGAGACCACUGACGUCAUUGUCAACUCUUCAAAUGACACCUUUUCUCUUCAGUCAGGAGUUUCCAAGGCAAUUCUGGAUGCAGCUGGUAUGGCCGUUGUAGAAGAAUGCCAGUUCCUUGCUUCCCAGCCCAAUCCAGGCAUGAUAAUGACACAGCCAGGUAACCUGAAAUCCAAAAAGAUCCUCCACCUGGCUGGACGGACGGACCCAGUAAAAAUCAACAUGGUUGUGAAGGAAGCACUUCAAAUGUGUGUGACAAACUCCCUCACCUCUGUCUCUUUUCCUGCCAUUGGCACAGGUCAAGGCAAUGUCCAGGCAAAACAGGUGGCAGAUGCCAUGUUGGAUGCAGUGAUUGAUGUGAUGAGCCAAAACACUUCCAGUGCCCUGACAUUGAUUCGCAUCGUAAUUUUCCAGCAACAAAUGCUGAAUGAUUUCCAAAACAGUAUGCAGCAAAGAGAAGCCCAAGAUCCAAAGGAUAAUGUGGGAUUCUUUGGCAAAACAAUCAAAAAGAUCAAAUCAUUAUUUUACAAUGAAAGUCCAGAAAACCCUCAGAAAAAGGGGGACGUCAUCAUCGAGACGGUCAAACCAAAACCUGCUUGUUUCCACAUCUGUGGUAACUCAAAAGCUAAUGUGGAUGCAGCUAAAGCGAAGAUAGAUGCCUUCAUGUCUGAUGACCUAGACAGCGUCCACAUGACAGACAAUGACAUCCUAAACUUGUCAGCUGCUGACUGUAAGCACAUCAUUGACAUCCAGAAAACCAUGGGUGUGAGCAUAAGUUCUGAGCACAAGAACAGCCAAGCCUCAAUCGUCAUUGAAGGCCUCAGUAAGGAUGUGCUCAAAGCUCACAAAGAGAUUGAUCAGAUGCUGAAGAGGGUGAAAGGUGAGCAGGAGACCAUGAAGAAAAUGGAGCUGGUUAACGCGGUGGUAGAUUGGCAGUAUCAGGCACAAGGGCUUCAGUUUCAGAGUUUUGAUACAAUGACAAGCUACCAACUUGAGCAAGCAUUGGAGAUGGAAACACCAAAUUUAAAAGUUACAAUCAAGGGUCAAGUCUACGUUGUGACGAUGCCAAAUGGACCAGCCACUGACGGCAAGGGAAACAACCUGAAGAUUAGGAGAAUUGACAAACUGAAAGACAGUGAUAUUCCCGAUCAUUGGGAUGCCAUGCCACCUGGCACCACUUGUCUGCCUGUCACUCUCCAGGCAGGGACAUCCGAGUACACUGAAGUCCUUAAUCUGUUCAAGGCCACAUGCAAUCGAACCGUUACCAAGAUUGAGAGGAUCCAGAAUCCUGCACUCUGGAAGGGUCUUGAGAUCAAAAAGGUAGAACUGGAGACAAGAAAUGCUCAUCAGAACAAUGAGAGGCGCCUCUUCCACGGCACCUGUGAAACCACCGUACCUACCAUCAACGAACGGGGCUUCAACAGGAGUUACGCAGGGAAGAACGCUGCAUGUUAUGGCAAUGGGUCAUACUUUGCUGUGCAGGCCCGUUAUUCUGCCCAGGACACCUACUCCAAGCCCAAUCAAAAUGGAGAGAAGUUCAUGUACCUCUGCCGAGUGCUGACAGGGGACUUCACCGGCGGACAACAAAGCAUGGUCGCUCCACCGUCCAAGGGGAACAACUCUGUUCUUCUGUACGACAGCGUUGUGGACAACGCCACCAACCCCAGCAUGUUUGUGAUCUUUCAUGACAGCCAGGCCUAUCCUGAGUAUCUGAUUACGUUUACGUAGAACACACUGCGAUAAGAAACUUCUCAGUGCAGUUGGUCCAUUUAGUGCCUUGGAAACGUCUCGGAGAACACGCGACGGUUAGAUCACAAACAGAAAUCAGUGAAUACAGAAAUUAA
Nematolebias whitei (Rio pearlfish) is the source of this 5567-nucleotide messenger RNA. RefSeq names its product poly(ADP-ribose) polymerase family member 14-related sequence 1 (gene parp14rs1). Gene Ontology annotation, molecular function: NAD+ poly-ADP-ribosyltransferase activity; transcription corepressor activity. Gene Ontology annotation, cellular component: nucleus; cytoplasm. The coding region runs from base 52 to 5451 and encodes 1799 amino acids. The transcript has 16 exons. The record is from RefSeq and is a predicted model, not a curated record. Gene Ontology annotation, biological process: negative regulation of gene expression. NCBI's taxonomy places the organism in Eukaryota, Metazoa, Chordata, Actinopteri, Cyprinodontiformes, Rivulidae.